Messenger RNA from Aspergillus japonicus CBS 114.51, 1728 nucleotides. Its product is annotated as RTA1 domain-containing protein. The transcript has 5 exons. NCBI's taxonomy places the organism in Eukaryota, Fungi, Ascomycota, Eurotiomycetes, Eurotiales, Aspergillaceae. The coding region runs from base 27 to 1583 and encodes 518 amino acids. Gene Ontology annotation, cellular component: plasma membrane; fungal-type vacuole. The record is from RefSeq and is a predicted model, not a curated record.
GCCCAAUAUUUACCUCACUAUCCAUCAUGAGUAAUUCAACCGAUCCUUCGGACUAUUGCACCUUUGAAAUCUGUCCCAUCACGGAGGCAUACGUUUACUAUGUCCCAUCAUUGGCCGGUAACGCCUUCUACUUGGCCUUAUUUGCCGUGCUACUGGCCGCUCAACUGGUACUGGCCGUGCGAUACCGGACCUGGGGUUACUUGGCUGGUCUUUCUGGGGGCCUUAUCUUGGAGAUAAUUGGGUAUAUCGGACGUAUACAAUUGCACUCCAACCCCUUCCGCUUCGGCCCGUACCUGGAAUACCUGAUCUGCCUGACCAUCGGACCGGCAAUUCUCAGCGCCUCCAUCUACAUCUGCCUAGGCCGCAUCGUCAUUGUCUACGGCGAAGGCAUCUCUCGCCUCCGCCCUAAGACUUACACGAUGGUCUUUGUAGCCUGUGACCUGGUCUCGCUCGUCCUGCAAGCGGCGGGCGGUGCCAUCACCUCGGUCGCAGAUGCAGACCAGUACGAUCUCGCCCAGGAUGGCAUCAACAUCAUGAUUGCCGGGCUGGCGAGCCAGGUAGCGUCCCUCGCCCUCUUCAUGGCCCUCUGUCUCGACUACGCAUGGCGAGUGUACAAGAGCCCGCAUAAUCUGAGCCCGGAGACGCGUAUGCGUGAUCUUCGCCACAGCCUUCGCUGGAAGGCUUUCCUGGCCGGUCUGGCCCUUGCCACCGUGGCCAUCUUCAUGCGAUCAGUCUUCCGAGUCGCGGAGCUCAAAGGUGGAUUCCAUAGUUCGUUGGCCAAUGACCAAGUGCUUUUCAUGACGCUGGAGGGCGCAAUGAUCGCCAUCGCGGUUAUCGCUCUGACCGUGCUGCAUCCGGGCCUUUGCUUUGACGGCCUCUGGGAUCAGACCAAAUGGUCCUUUCGUCGGUCCCGGGAUAGUGAGAUGCAACUGAUCGAGCGCGAGCGCAAUCUCCCCGGAGGAUCGCGCGCGUCUGCUCACCCCCGCCAACCUCCCGCGAGUUCCUGGCUCGAGCCCGCCGACUCGGGGAUGAUAGCCCUAACCCGCGCCGGGACCGUGGUUUUCCCCAACUUCAGUUGCCAGGCCUUCUACAUUCUGGACGAUCAGAGCUGCCAGGAUGGACGUCUUCUCCUCCUCUACUUCGCCCCCAACGGCCAGGUGGCCCACCAGGCGCGAAUGCUCCCGUGGAAUCUCGGGCCCCUCACAUCGUUCCGGUAUAGCCUCUGGCAUUCGUGGGCUGAACUCAUGGAAGAGAGUCCCUACAUGCACCCGCGCUGGAACCGUCCCAGCAUUGAUAUGCACCUCCCGCUCCUGGGUAUCAUGGCCUCACUGGCGGCGGGCGGGGACCUGGAACAAUUCGACGAUGCUUUCCCCGAAGAAUGGGCGGAGGAGUUCGAGCGGUUCGCGCCGGAGUUUCUGGCCUAUGAACGCCAGAAUCGAGAAAGAGAGUACAGCUGGGACCGGCUGGCGGAGAUCGCAGGUGACGGCCCGUUGACCCAGUAUAAUCACCUUCGCCAUGUCCGGAAGCCGGCGGCGUUACAGGGGCGCUGUCCGCCUUGGCCUGCUGGUCCACGAAGUUUAUAGAAGAAUAUAUGAAAACGGAAGGGGGGGGGUAGGUGGGGUUGAAAAGUGAGAUACCGACCAAUGAAUUGUCAAAAAGCAGCUACCAUGUGCUUUCAUAGCCCUUGUAACUAUCUUAGAAGGUUAUUCUCGUCAGGCCUGAUAGAAG